AUGCACGUUGUCAGCAUCCGUAGUUUGAGGCCGCAGAUGGUAGCUGCUGAGAUGGCUGCUGCUGAGAUGAUGGCUGCUGGGACGGUUGCUGCUGAGUUGAAUGCUGACGAGAUCUUCCGUGAUUUGACGGUGUUUGAUGAGAACGUGGCUGCUGAAAUGGAUACUGCCGAGAUGGUGGCAGCUGAGAUCGUCCCUGCAAAGAUGGUGAGUACUGAGAUGGUGGCUGCUGGGAUGGUCGUUGCUGAGAUGGUGCCUGCUGAGAAGGUGCCUGCUGUGAUGGUGCCUGCUGCUCUCCCCUGCGAACACUCCUCCUUUGCCGCCGCAUUUCCAUCCUUGCCAUUCUCGCUCUUCUUGCGGCACCCGUGCGGCUUCUUAAUCCAUCCCCCGCCUCUGGCUCCGGUGCACGCUGGUUGGCCCCGCGUCCACCACGGGUCUGCUGCGCACUGGCCUCCUCGACCCCAAAGAGAUAGUUAG
Closterium sp. Naga37s-1 is the source of this 474-nucleotide messenger RNA. The record is from the annotation of a GenBank genome assembly. NCBI's taxonomy places the organism in Eukaryota, Viridiplantae, Streptophyta, Zygnematophyceae, Desmidiales, Closteriaceae.